Molecule: messenger RNA, 2593 nt
Organism: Symsagittifera roscoffensis
Lineage: Eukaryota; Metazoa; Xenacoelomorpha; Acoela; Convolutidae
Product: F-box and leucine-rich repeat protein 13-like
Exons: 21
Coding region: 6-2504 (832 amino acids)
Biological process (GO): SCF-dependent proteasomal ubiquitin-dependent protein catabolic process
Cellular component (GO): SCF ubiquitin ligase complex
Molecular function (GO): protein binding
Source: RefSeq, a predicted model, not a curated record
CGGUUAUGCUGCCAGUUCCAGAAAUCUCUGAGGAGGAGAAAGAAGAUGUGUACAGGUAUAUAAGGACCCACAACCUCACAGAAGCAUUAGAGGCUGUGUUGUCAGGAUUGGUAGUGACGAGACCGCCGAAUAGCAUAGAGUACAUUGAGGGCAACUUGGCAGACCUGAAGAACCUACCUUACAAUCAAAUCAAAUGGGACAUGUUGAUUCCGGAGGAACUGAGACCAAAACAAAGAAUAGCAGUGCCCAAUGUUUGGGACAUGGUGUUUGCAAACAAUCAGCGCAACAGCACUGACGACAAAGACGUACCGCCAGAACUGUAUGACAGAGCUUGUAAACACUACAAUCAAAGAAUACUCCGCCUCACAUUUAGUGCAGUGAAGAGUUUCAUUGAGAUCACGCGACGACUGGAGGAGGAGGAGAAGCGGAAGAUGCUGUUAGCCAGGAACUACAACCACGCUCGCAUGUGCACUGCCACAUUCCGCAACUGGAAGACAUGGACAAAAGAUAGAGUUGGCAGGACAAAAGAUGCGACUGAGAGGAUGCGGGAGGUGUUCUCCAACUACGUGCAGCAAGUCAUAUUCGACUCCUGGUACUCCAGUGCGGUGGACGCCAAGAAGACCAGAGAGUACUUCCAGAGAUUAGAAAGCGGAGACAAGGCGCAACAGCAGGGGGGAACUAAUCGGGACGAGGAUGUGGCUGGGGUGGAGGAUUUGCAUGCAGAGGGCGAGGACAGAGUCUCUCGUCUGCCAGUUGAGGUGGCUGCCCAUAUCUUCACCUCCCUCUCCCUCCAAGACAUGGCCCAAUGUGCUCUCGUCUGCAGGUCAUGGAAGGUCAUCAUUCAAUCCAGUCCCCUCUGGAACAAGGUUGACCUCAGUCCUUUUGGACCCAGUUUGAGUGACAAGAAACUCAUCAAUGUGCUCACUAUUGGGAGGCCUUUUGUGGUGCACUUGAAUCUCCAAGGCUGCAAUUGUUUGAGCAGUGACGGGUUUGGAUUCAUCGCACAAUGUCGUAAUCUUCAGGAUGUGAACUUUUCCUUCACAAACGUUACAGACGAGGCAAUAGAAGAUAUAGGCUUUAGCAGUGGCUCUCAGAUGCUCUAUUUGAACAUUGCGAACAGCAAAAUCAGCGAUAAGGCACUCCGAUCCAUAAGCAGUUUUAUGCCCCACCUGCAGUACUUGAAUGUGGGCUACUGUCCCCUGGUGACCGACAAGGGACUCUACCACCUCUCCAAGGGCAGAUUAUCCACCCAGUUCAGACAUCUGGACCUGUCUGCUACCCUCAACAUCAGUGCCGCUGCCUACAAAUAUGUUGGGUCUUCUUUUGUUAACCUCAGGUCUUUUUACUGCAACAACAACCGCAACAUCGACAACCAAGCUUUGCAACUGGUGGUGAAGGGGUGCCGUAAGCUGCGCUCUGUCAGUCUGCGAAUGUGUCCCGCACUGAGUGAUGAGUCACUCGUCCAGCUUUCUACGCUCUCUUUCCUCACUUGGCUCCGAUUGGAAGAGAACAGUCGUGUGUCGGACAAAACCCUCUCGGCCAUAGGAGACAGAUGCAGCUCCAUUCGCCAUCUGUACGUGACAGACUGUGCUAGAAUCACAGAAAUUUCGAUGAGGUCAUUUGCCCUGCACAGGAGUCUGGUUGUGAUCAACUUAGCCGACUGUAUCAGGAUAAGUGAUACUGCAGUACGUGCACUAGUGGAGGGUGCGAGUGGACCGAUAGUGCGUGAACUGAAUCUGACCAACUGCAUCCGAGUCACAGACGCGUCCAUCCUCAGGAUCUCGCAGAGAUGCACCUCCCUGCGCUAUCUGAGUUUGUGUCACCUGGAACUGCUGACUGAGGCCAGCAUGGAUUUCAUAUCCCAUAUCAAGACACUCCACUCUCUCGACGUCACAGGCUGCAAUGUACAAGACGGGGGUCUGCACAAUCUGAGUGGGUGUAGUCACCGACUGUCGCAGUUGGUGCUGGUGGCCAACACUCAAUUGAGUGACCUUGGGGUGCAGAAGCUGGUGAGCAGUGUGCCCAACAUAGAGAGCAUCAACCUCUCCUUCUGCGUGUCACUCUCAGACGGCGCCUUCAAGAACAUCGCCUACUCUUGCAGGCGCCUCACUGUACUCGGGCUAGCCGGAUGCACGCUCGUGGGAGACAUGACUCUGCAGUACAUCAGUGGGGCUUGUCCCUUCCUCACUCAGCUGGAUGUGUCUGGCAUCGUGGACCUCACAGACAAGUCCCUCAAAUUCAUCCGCAAGGGGUGCAAGAGACUCAGAGUCCUCAUCAUGCUCUACUGCCGCAACAUGACCAAAGGGACGGUGAGCAAACUGAAACAAUGGAUCGAAGUGGUUGAAUGGAGUAGCAACAUCCCCCCACCCUCAUUCAAGCUGCACCUGAACUCAGUGGCCAAUUUGGUGCCCAUUCCACAGUUACCCUCCCAGCCCCACCCACACCCCAACAAUACCAGCCAUAAUAACCCACCUCAGCUCACGAUGACUAAACCAGUCAAGUGAUUACUAGUAGUCAUGCCUCAAACUACCAAGAAUAUCGGAACAAACUUCAAUCACUGAUCUAAAGUUUUCUAUUACCUUCAAUUUAGUAA